This is a messenger RNA of Daktulosphaira vitifoliae (grape phylloxera), 2929 nucleotides long. RefSeq lists its product as uncharacterized. Lineage: Eukaryota; Metazoa; Arthropoda; Insecta; Hemiptera; Phylloxeridae. The record is from RefSeq and is a predicted model, not a curated record. The transcript is spliced from 3 exons. Gene Ontology annotation, molecular function: protein binding. Bases 127 to 2826 code for a protein of 899 amino acids.
GACAAAAAUAAUAAAUGAUGUCAUUAAUUCUUAAAUAUAUAUAAAUCAAUCAAACUCAAAUAUUCUCAUUAGUUAUUCAGAUAUUACAUAAGUGUAUAAUAUACUAAUAUCAUACAAUUAGUAAAAAUGGAGAAUUGGCAAUUGAUAUCUCUUUUGUUGAUUAUAACCUGUUUGAUAUUUAAUAAAGGGAUUGAAAAUAAAUAUUCAGAAUACACAAAAAUAUGCCAAUUUGAAAAAGGUACGACCAAAAAAGCUGCUGCAAGUGGUGACAUAGAAACAUUAAAACUAGCCCACGAAAGAGGAUGUGAAUGGGACAAAUAUACAACUGCUGAAGCUGCUGCAAAUGGACAUUUCAAUUGUUUAAAAUAUGCACAUGAAAAUGGAUGUCCAUGGAAUGAAAGCACAGUAGAAGCAGCUGCAAAAUAUGGUAAUUUAGAAAACUUAAAAUAUGUUCAUAAAAAUGGAUGUAUUUGGGAUAAAAAAACAACAAGAGCUGCUGCUGCAUAUGGGCAUUUAGAAUGCUUAAAAUACGCUCAUGAAAAUGGCUGUAGAUGGGAUAAAAAAACAACAAGAGCUGCUGCUGCAAAUGGGCAUUUAGAAUGUUUAAAAUAUGCUCAUAUAAAUAAAUGUAGAUGGAAUUAUAAAACAACAAGAGAUGCUGCUGCAAACGGAUUUUUUGAAUGUUUAAAAUAUGCACAUGAAAAUGGAUGUCCAUGGAAUGAAAGCACAGUAGAAGCAGCUGCAAAAUAUGGUAAUUUAGAAAACUUAAAAUAUGUUCAUAAAAAUGGAUGUAUUUGGGAUAAAAAAACAACAAGAGCUGCUGCUGCAUAUGGGCAUUUAGAAUGCUUAAAAUACGCUCAUGAAAAUGGAUCUGGGUGGAAUGAAGAAACAACUAGAGAAGCUGCAAAAAGUGGUAGUUUGGAAUGUUUAGUGUAUGCUCACAUAAAUGGAUGUAAAUGGGAUGUGGGCACAACUUCUGGUGCUGCCAUGAGUGGUAAAUUAGAAAUUUUAAAAUACGCACAUAAAAAUGGAUGUCCAUGGGAUGAAAGCACAACAGAAGCUGCUGCUGCAAAUGGACAUUUAGAAUGCCUAAAAUAUGCUCAUGAAAAUGGAUGUAAAUGGAAUGAAUAUACAACUAGAGCUUCUGCAGAAAGUGGAUGUUUAGAAUGCUUAAAAUAUGCUCAUGAAAAUAGAUGUAAUUGGGAUGUGGGCACAACUACUGGUGCUGCCAUGAGUGGUAAUUUAGAAAUUUUAAAAUACGCACAUAAAAAUAAAUGUCCAUGGGAUGAACGCACAACAGAAGCUGCUGCUGCAAAUGGACAUUUAGAAUGCCUAAAAUAUGCUCAUGAUAAUGGAUGUCCAUGGGAUGAAAGCACAGCAGAAGCAGCGGCAAAAUGUGGAAAUUUAGAAAUAUUAAAAUAUGUUCAUGUAAAGGAGUGUAAAUGGGAUCAUAAAACAACAAAAGCUGCUGCUGCAAAUGGAAAUUUAGAAUGCUUAAAAUAUGCAUUUGAUAAUAGAUGCGAAUUGGAUGAAGAAAUAACGGAACUAGCUGCUCUUAAUGGUGAUUUAGAAAUUCUAAAAUACGCCCAUGAAAAUGGUAUUGCAUGGUCAGAAGGUACAAUUAGUAGUGCUGCUCUUAAUGGUCAUUUAGAUUGUUUAAUAUAUGCCCACAUGAAUGGAUGCCAAUGGGAUGAUGACACAACUCAAAAUGCUGCGGAAAGUGGCUGUUUAGAUUGUUUAAAGUAUGCUAAUGAAAAUAGAUGCCAUUGGGGUGUAGGUACAAUAGGAACAGCUGCUAUUUAUGGUAAUUUAGAUUGCUUAAUAUAUGCUCAUGAAAAUGGAUGUGAAUGGGAUGAUGAUACUACACAAUUAGCUGCAGGUGCCGACAAUUUAGAAUGUUUAAUAUAUGCUCAUGAAAAUGGAUGUAAUUGGGAUGAAGAUACUACUGGAUCUGCUGCAGCCGAAGGCUUUUUAGACUGCUUAAAAUAUGCUCAUGAAAAUAAAUGUCCAUGGAACGAAACAAUAACAAACGCUGCUGCUGAAUGUGGAAAUAUAGAAUGCUUAAAAUAUGCCUAUGAAAACGGAUGUCCGUGGAACGAAACAAUAAUAAAAGUUGCUGCUGAAAAUGGACAUUUAGAAUGCCUAAAAUAUGCUCAUGAAAAUGGAUGUAAAUGGUAUGAGGGCAUAACUAAAGUGGCAGCUUUAAGUGGUAAUUUUGAUUGUUUAAUAUAUGCUCACAAGAAUGGAUGUUAUUGGGAUGUUGGAACAACUAGAGCUGCUGCAGCAUAUGGUUGUUUUGAUUGUUUAAAAUAUGCUCAUGAUAAAGGAUGUAAUUGGGAUGUAGAGACAAUAGUUACAGCUGCUGUUUUUGGCAAUUUAAAUUGCUUAAAAUAUGCUUAUGAACAAGGAUAUGAUUGGUUAAGAGGUAUUACGAGAGGGGCUGCUGCAAAUGGACAUUUAAACUGUUUGAAAUAUGCUCAUGAAAAUGGUUGUGAAUGGGAUGAAGGCACAACAAGGGAGGCUGCUGCAAGUGGUUGUAUUGACUGUUUGAUAUUUGCUUAUGAAAAUGGAUGUCGGUGGGAUGUAGGGACAACGAGUGCAGCUGCUGCAAACGGUCAUAUAGACUGCCUAAAAUAUGCCCAUGAAAAUGGAUGUCAGUGGGACGAAAGUACUACAAGACUUGCUGCUGCAAAUGAUCAAUUUAGUUGUAUAAAAUACGCACAUGAAAAUAGAUGCCCGUGGAGUAGAAAUACCAUUUAUGUAGCUAGUCAAAGUAAUUGUAUUGAUAUAAUCAUGUAUGCUAUGGCAAAUGAGUGUCCUAAUUAAUUGACUUUUUAAAUGAUUUUAUUAUUUAUUAAGUUGUCUAAUUGCAUUAUAGUUAAAGUAAAUAGUAUUAAGAUUUGAUAAUAAUAAUUUUAUUCAUAUUUUA